CGUGAUCUUCUGGCCAAGUCCGGCACGACACAGCAUUGCAAGUCGCUUAUGUAAAAGCUGCAACUGAAAUACCAAUCUCAGCCCACAUACGGCUUACGUCCCAACUUUAUUCCCGACCACAUCGUCGCCAGGAGCUGGCAAUGCAUCUACAAACCACCCACCUUCGACGACCGACUUCACAGUAGUUGGCGAUUAUGUCUGCGCCAGGUGAUCUCUCAAAUCAGAAUGCGUCGCGGUCGGAUGAUGAAAGAGGGAGCGAUGGCAGCCCCAACGCCGAAACGAAUGCCGAUGCCGCAGCACGAUCGACAGGCAAUGCUAAUGUGCCCAAGCCGAAGCGACUGGCGUGUAUGAUCUGUAGGAAGAGGAAGCUGAAGUGUGACGGGAACAAACCGAGUUGCAGUACAUGCACACGACUGGGACAUUCAUGCGCUUACGAUGAAGUGAGAAGGAAGAGUGGCCCCAAAAGGGGUUACGUAAAGGCGCUGGAGGAAAGAUUAAAACAAGUUGAGUCGCUACUCAAAACGAGCGACCCCAUCACCACCACGAGCGCCGAGUCCUCCAAGGCUGCCCAACCGACACCAAAAACGUUCGAUAAUCGCAAUCAGCCGCCCGCGACUGCUAAUUUCAACGUCACAACCCCGUCAAUCUCCAUCGCAAAUGACCGAGAUAUGGAUCGGUGGCAGUUCAAUGGCGAGUCGCCGCAGGCUGCCAACCUGGAGGAGUUCAAUUUUGCAGCUGCUCCUAAUAUGCAAAUACAUAUGGAGAACAUGGCCAGUUUGCCGAACAACUUCACAUGGGAGAUGAUUGGUUUGGGUCUGGAAGAACCCCUACCGCCGCAGGGAACGAUAGACGAGCUGCACCAGAUAUUCUUUGAAAAAGUGCACCCUUCCGUUCCCAUGAUCCACAAGUUUCGAUACUUGGCAGCGAUGAAUUUGGCUCCUAAUCAGAGGCCACCAGUCUGCCUGCGAUACGCAAUCUGGACGCUUGCCUGUGCGAUAACAGACAAAUACACGGACCUCAGAGAUCUCUUCUACCAACGCGCUCGCAAAUAUGUCGAGGCAGACUAUCAGAAAGGCUAUGGCGAACACAUGAUAUCAGUCGCCCAUUGCCAAACCCACGUUCUACUCGCAUCUUAUGAGUUCAAGAUGAUGUAUUUUCCAAGAGCAUGGAUGAGCACUGGUGCCGCCGUACGCUUGUCUCAAAUGAUCGGGCUGCAUAGGUUAGAUGGUGCAGGUCUCGAUGUGAAGCAGUGUUUACCGCCGCCUCGAGACUGGACCGAGAGGGAAGAAAGAAGGCGGACAUUCUGGAUGGCUUUUUGCAAGGACCGAUAUGCUAGUAUCGGCACAGGCUGGCCCAUGACAAUUGACGAGAAAGAUAUCAUGACCCACCUUCCCUCCACAGAAAACGCCUUCGAGAUGAGUCGCCCGGAAACUACGAUGACGCUUGCUGAGUCUAUGAGUCCAGCUGGGGCGGCGAAACUGUCUUCUUUCGGCGGAAUUGUCCUGAUGGCCUGCCUGUUUGGACGUAAUCUAAUCCACUUACAUCGCCCGGAUGCGGAUGAUCGCGAUCACGAUCUCAAUGGCGAGUUUUGGAAGCGGCACAGGAACAUGGACAACAUACUCCUUAAUACGUCACUAUGUCUACCGAAUUACCUCAAGCUGCCCACUGGAAUUGGCAAUCCGAACAUUGUUUUCGUCAACAUGAACAUCCACACCUCGACCAUAUGUCUCCACCAGGCGGCAAUCUUUAAAGCCGAUAAAAACAAGUUGCCAGCCUCGGUAAGCGCAGAGAGCAAAGUACGGUGUAUAACUGCGGCAAAUGAAAUUGCCAGCAUCAUGCGCAUGAUUUCUCAUCUCGAUCUAUCAACUAUGAAUCCCUUUAUUUCCUUCUGCUUGUAUGUAGCAGCACGAGUUUUUGUUCAAUAUCUGAAAAGCCGUCCCGACGACAUCCAAACAGUAGACUCACUGCGUUUCUUGUUGUCGGCUAUGAAUGCUCUGAAGAGAAAGAACCCCUUGACGGAAUCAUUCCUGGUUCAACUUGACGUGGACCUUGAAGCUCUCGGGAUGAGAAUACCCAAGCUGAAGACGGCUUUCCCUAGAAGUGCCGAUAGCCCAAUCGUCAAUCCCGAAGUUGCGACAAAGCUAAGAGCACAAAACUUGGGCACGGAAACAUGUGAAAAAAGCAAUGGUUUACUAGCAUACAAGAACGAAUGCCACUUCAUGAAAAUGGGUGGGGAUGAUGGUAACGCAGCGACCGCACCAGAUAUUGCAAGCUCGAAUCAAAACACGGGGAUACACUCGGUUUCCGGCUAUGAUCAAACGACUCAGAAUUGGUGUCCUAACGACCAACGUGUAUCGCCGGGAGAGACAAGCUCAGUGCCAACCAUGGGAUCAGGUGGCAUGAAUCAGCCGAUGAUGUUCCACAUGACAUCGAAUGCAGCUCGUGUCAACACGCAGAAUGGGUACGCUGAGGCGUCAAGCGGUGGAACGAAUGGCAUGUCCGCCUCGCCAAACCCUGACACCUCGUCGGAUCGGCCAACUCCUAACUCUAGCUCGGCUUCAGAGAACCGAAACGGUACAUCCGGGCGGACGUCCUUCGAGGCGAGUCCAUUGGGUGGCAACCAGCAUAUGGGAACCCAAGCGGAGUUGGAUGCAGCAACGACGGCUUUCUUCUCGGACCCGAAUGCCUUCGGUAUGCAGACGUCGGGGAUGGGCAUGACACCAGGCCGUUCUUUUGUAAUGACGGAUGGGGGCGGUUUUAGUAUGCCAGACGGCUGGAAUGUCAUGCCGGGACAAUCGACAGGUAUGACACCCGGCAUGACACCAGUGGCGGAGGGGGUCUUACGACAUUUGAUGGACAUGCCACCCAUGGACGCGAUGGAUCUUGGUUGGGAUCAGGGGCAAUAGAGCUUGGGCGGUCGGCGCUUUUGGUUUACGACUUUUAGGCAAGCGAUAUGGCCUCCAUUCCUUUUUGAAUAUGCAAAAUACCUGGUGGAAUGGGAUUUUGGGUGCGUCACCAACGGAGUACUUGAUUAGAUCUGAUUCAGUAUUUGUCUUCCAUACAGGACGACUUUAUCACUACAGCCGUGAUAGCAAACAACAUGUGGGUUGGCGGUGGUUGUAUAUCAUGACCACACGACAAUUACGUACCACGGCCGAAUUCGAAGAAGGACUUUGAGCUCAUGACUCCAUUCUCUUGGGGCAGAAACCCUCAGUCAUCAUUGAAAUUGGGCCAAGCACGAAAAAUUGUGUGUUGAAACUGCUGGUCUGGGCAACCAUCCACAACAAUCGUCCUUUUCCACUCAACCACGACUUGUAUAGAGGACUUAGCACAGUAGUUUAAUGCUGG
This is a messenger RNA of Truncatella angustata, 3348 nucleotides long. RefSeq names its product fungal-specific transcription factor domain-containing protein. The record is from RefSeq and is a predicted model, not a curated record. Gene Ontology annotation, cellular component: nucleus. The transcript is spliced from 7 exons. Bases 195 to 2906 code for a protein of 903 amino acids. Gene Ontology annotation, molecular function: DNA-binding transcription factor activity, RNA polymerase II-specific; zinc ion binding; DNA binding. Gene Ontology annotation, biological process: DNA-templated transcription; regulation of DNA-templated transcription. NCBI's taxonomy places the organism in Eukaryota, Fungi, Ascomycota, Sordariomycetes, Amphisphaeriales, Sporocadaceae.